AUGACUCGCUCGCUUCUCUUACAGCACCUACAGUCGGUCACCGAGCAGCAGCCUCCCAACCAGCUGCCCAGCAGACCGCCUGACCUGCCGGUGGAAGCUGCGCAAACGGCGGAGGCUGCCCGCGGCAGCAACGGCAGCAGGGAGGGCUGCUGCGGCACCAGCAACGGCAGAGAGAGCUGUAAUGGGAGCUCGGGAUGGGGAGGGGCGAUCGGAGGAGCGACACGGUGCUGUGCGGUUGGAGUCGGUUUUGGCCGCCAACCCCUUGUCGCCCUGCCUGCCCCUGCCGUUCCCGCCUCCCCCCCUUAUGCCUUCCCCUCCCACACCCUCCACUCUUCCCCCUUUGGUCUCCCCGCGCCCCCCCUACGCGCGAACACUUACGAGCCUACUGUGCUGGGCAAUGGCUUUUCAGGCAGGGGCAGUAACAUGCUUGCAGGCACGGGCACGGGCACAGGCACGGGCACAGGCACGGGUACGGGCAUCGGCAAAGGCACAGGGAUAGGCACGGGCACAGGCACGGGCAUAGGCAAGGAUUUGCGUGAGCGGUGGGAGCAGGCAUUGCAGAGCGGCAAGGGGCGGGCGAUUUGGAGCAACGAGCAGACGACAGCGCUGCUGGGGAUCAUGCGGGACGUGCUGCGUGCUGAGGGCUCCCCCCUCCCAGGCAGGAUCGAGGACUGGGGGGCAGUGCACCGCUUGUGGUUGCGACAAGGGUUCUCCAGGUACUCGGAGGAGCAGCCACGAAUGCGGUGCAAAGUGGUGCGGGGGUGGGUGAAGGACAUCCAGCUCCUCCAGGGGCUGCUGCCGCCUGUAGUCGCCUGGGACCCCACCACUCAGCGCUUUAGCCCCGACCCCAAGGUGAGAGUCCUCCACGUGAGAGAGGGCGAUGUGACAGAGGGCGAGGUGAGAGAGGGCGAUGUGACAGAGGGCGAGGUGAGAGAGGGCGAUGUGACAGAGGGCGAGGUGAGAGAGGGCGAUGUGAGAGAGGGCGAUGUGAGAGAGGGCGAUGUGAGAGAGCGCGAUAUGAGAGAGGGCGAGGUGAGAUAG
Messenger RNA from Closterium sp. Yama58-4, 1041 nucleotides. NCBI's taxonomy places the organism in Eukaryota, Viridiplantae, Streptophyta, Zygnematophyceae, Desmidiales, Closteriaceae. The record is from the annotation of a GenBank genome assembly.